Messenger RNA from Saccoglossus kowalevskii, 1016 nucleotides. Its product is annotated as peptidyl-prolyl cis-trans isomerase 6-like. Gene Ontology annotation, molecular function: peptidyl-prolyl cis-trans isomerase activity; cyclosporin A binding. Gene Ontology annotation, biological process: protein peptidyl-prolyl isomerization; protein folding. NCBI's taxonomy places the organism in Eukaryota, Metazoa, Hemichordata, Enteropneusta, Harrimaniidae. The record is from RefSeq and is a predicted model, not a curated record. Gene Ontology annotation, cellular component: cytoplasm; intracellular membrane-bounded organelle.
UCCAACUAUGGGUAUUCUCCGUGUUUUGGCAAUCGUGUGCGUUGUAUUGCUGGUUGUGAGCUAUCCAGUGUACGGCGAUGACUCCCUACCCUCUACCGAAUCUGAGAUUGAUGCGAACACAGAAGUGAAGGAAGAUCUCACGAAACUCAACGUUACUGAUUUAGUAUACCUUGAUGUACUAAUAAAUGGACUGCAGGCGCACCGCCAGAAAGUUGUGAUUGGCUUAUUUGGAGAUGUUGUCCCAAAAACUGUCCGAAACUUUGUCAGGUUGGCGGCAAACAAAAAGAAAGGGAAAACCUACAAGCAUACCAAUAUUCAUAAAGUUAAGAAAGGCACUGGUAUCUUUGGUGGCGAUGUUGUCUAUGGCAACGGAACUGGUGUUUAUAGUAUUUUCGGAAAAUACUUUGCCGAUGAAAAUUUCAAACUUGAACAUUAUGGCGCCGGUUGGGUGAGCAUGGUGAACCACGGAAAAGUUAAGAAUGGAUGUCAGUUCUUAAUCACAACUUCAGAGACUUACUGGCUUAACGGAAAGCAAGUGGUAUUCGGCAAAGUGUUGAAAGGUAUGGAACGCGUCCAGCUAGUGGAAAGCAUCUUGCCUGAUGACCUGGGACGCCCGACGAUCCACGUCGAAAUCGCUAAUAGUGGCAAGCUUAAGAUGAAGAAAAAGUUGACAGUGAAAUUAGAGCCCGACGAUGAUGUUGAAGGUUUCAUUACCGAGAACACGAAGGAUGAACUUUAAAGUCUAUUUGUCCUAUAAUCCAAACAGGUUUAGACAGAAGGACAUACUCAUAAUCACUGCACAAUUAAUGUCUCGCCGAAUGUUUGAUAAAACUUUACACUACAUAAUCUCCCCUGUUACUCGCAUGUUUGAACAGAUACCUUCCGUGAUUUCCUAAUCUAUAACUAUCCCUUCGUUACUCUGAACUAAAAAAAAUCAAUCUAUUUGUGUCUUUUGGAGGUGAAUACACCAGAUACUACAGACAGGAUGAAAAAGACUGGUUUUCACUGCUAUUUUC